AUGCCGGAGUUGAGGGGCAUGCUCCGGGUGGUGACCGGGAUGGAUGACCUGAGCCAGGCGGAGCUCCCGUGGAAAGAGAUGGUGCUCUGCGCCAAUCCUGACCAGGUGGCAAUUCAGGCGAAGCUGCCGGAGUUCGACGCCCAGGGGUUGGUCGACCUGCCGAGGCGUUGGAGUCCCGAGACCAUCGAGACCCCCGGGGUGGACGAGGCGGCCGGCGAGGAGGCCGCAAGCGGUCCGGCGCAGACGGGUGGCCCAGGUGCUACAAGAGGCGAGCCGCAGGCUAGCAGUAGGGCUGCUGUGGGCAGCAGCCGCCGCACCGGAGGAGGAGGCACUGUCGGCAGCGAGGCGGCGACGGCGCCGGAGGACCGGGGGAAGUGCCCCCGCCUCUUUAUUCCUGUGCCGGAGUCCCCACCGUCGCCAUUGCCAAGCGAGGGGGGAAGCCGCGACGGCCAGUCGUCCAGCGUGGGGCCAUCGGCGGUGGCGGCAUCUGCGGUUCUGGAACCGCACUUUGGUUUGCUUGGGCCCGAUUCGGCGCCCGGAGACCACACGGUGGCCCCGCCGCCUACGGGCGCCACCGAGAGCCAGGGGCGGCCGGAGGCGCCGAGGCUGGCGCCAGCCCUCGAGCCGAGCGCGCCUAAGCCGAGUGCACCUGCGGAGCCAGGGAUGGUAAGCGCGGCGGCGGAGCCAGGGCCGACGGACGCGGCGGCCGAGACAAAGACGCAGCCGCCGCCCGAGCGUUCAGCGCCGUCCGACCCCGCCCCGAGCGCACCGAGCUUGGGGCGGGUGACCGCGUGGUAG
Molecule: messenger RNA, 798 nt
Organism: Phragmites australis (common reed)
Lineage: Eukaryota; Viridiplantae; Streptophyta; Magnoliopsida; Poales; Poaceae
Exons: 2
Coding region: 1-798 (265 amino acids)
Source: RefSeq, a predicted model, not a curated record